Molecule: messenger RNA, 4357 nt
Organism: Trachemys scripta elegans
Lineage: Eukaryota; Metazoa; Chordata; Testudines; Emydidae
Gene: PGAP4
Product: post-GPI attachment to proteins GalNAc transferase 4
Exons: 2
Coding region: 601-1788 (395 amino acids)
Biological process (GO): GPI anchor biosynthetic process
Cellular component (GO): Golgi membrane
Molecular function (GO): glycosyltransferase activity
Source: RefSeq, a predicted model, not a curated record
UCCGCCAGUCUAGCUGCAACAGGAGCUCAGUCCUUGGCUUUGUUGACAUUUGUCCUAGUUAUUUUUCCUCUCAUUCUUUCACACCUCUUCUUUCCCUUUCGUUUUUGGUCUCUCUCUCUCUUAGUUGUUUGUGUGGUCACAUGUUUGGUUUUAGGUGCCUUGUUUAACCCCACCCUCCUGGCCUGAGAGAGAGGAGGAGGGGAACUGCAGGCGAGAAGUGAGCAACAAGAUAACAUGGCUAGCAGAGGCAAGAAGCAUGGAGGGUGGAAUAUUGUGCUGCUAGGGAACAUUGGAAAGGAAAGGGGAGACACCCAGGAUUUACAUAAAGCCAGCGGCUCUGGUUUUCAGGAUUACUAGCUCUUUCCUUCUCUACAUGCUGGGCAAGAAUCCAGAUGGGAAAACGGGUAAUUCCUCCUUCCUGUAUUUUCCAGCCCAGCUUCUGUGCUGUUUUUCCGUUAUGGCUUUUGCUGCUAUGGUCGGCUGCAUUGGUUGGGCCUCACUUAUGUUGCACCACUGAUGGCUUGCUACUCCGAGCAGAACCAGAGGAGUGAAUGAAUUGGGGCAUGAGCACAGGGAGGCCACACCCUGUAUCCAGCAACCAUGCUCCUCCGAGGACUGCGGCUCUAUGGGAAGUGGUGCCGUUUUUCCAGUCCCAUUACUCAGCUCCUUACCUUAACUGUGGUGACAUUUGGCGUGUUGGCUCCCUUGAUUUGCCACCGGCUCCUCCACUCCUAUUUUUACUUACGCCGCUGGCAUCUGAACCCCAUGAGCCAGGAGUUCCUGAAGCAGAAUGAGGGGGAUGGCCAGACUGCCCUCCGUUACUUUGAGGACCUGCGGACUCCUAACUCCUCGGAGAUCUCAGGUGACAAGGCCCUCAGACCAUGGCUGCUCAUCACCAUCAUCACCGUGCAGAGGCGGAAUGAGUUCCACUAUGUCCUACAGGUGGCUUCCCGUUUCCACCGCCUCCUCCAGCAGUGUGGCCCUCGCUGCCGGAGCCACCAGGUUUUUCUCUGUAACGUGGAGCAGGACCCGGGCAGCCACCAGGAUGCCAGGCUGUUGGGUAACUUCUUUGCAAUGGUCAGCCGCUACAAAAACUGGGAAGACCCCGAUGCCGCAGUGAACCAGUUUGAGAAGGAGAAGCGGGACUAUGCCUUCUGCCUGGAGCAGUCGCUCUUGGCCUACAGUCCAGAGUAUGUCCUUCUGGUGGAAGACGAUGCUGUUCCCGAAGAGGAGAUAUUCCCUGUCCUGCAGCACCUGCUGCUGGCACGGCUCUCAAAGCCACACCUCAAAGAUGCCCUCUACCUGAAGUUGUACCAUCCUGAGCGGCUUCAGCGCUAUAUCAACCCAGAGCCCAUGAGGAUCCUGGAGUGGCUCGGCCUGGGCAUGUUUCUGGGCCCCCUGCUGAGCUUUCUGUACUCCUGGGUGUCUGGCCGCCCAAGCCUUACCUGGCCUAUUGUCCUGUUCUUUGCCUUGUACAGCAUGGCACUAGCAGAGCUGGUGGGUCGCCACUACCUGCUGGAGCUGCGCCGGCUGGCCCCUGUGCUCUACAACGUGGUGCCGGUCACCGAGUGCUGCACGCCCGCCAUGCUGUUCUCCGCCCCUUCCGCCCGCCGUGUCUUGGGUUACCUUCAAGAGCUGCACUGCCGUCGGGGCUUUGCCAAAGACACUGCUCUCUACUCCCUGUUGCGGACCAAGGGUGAAAGGGCCUACGUGGUGGAGCCCAAUCUGGUCAGACACGUGGGGAUGUUUUCCAGUCUCAGGCCAAAUGACAGCCCUAAGCUACUGUGACCCACCAAGAAAUGCCUUUAUGGAAAGACUGGAAGCCAAGGGAGCCUUGUCCUUGGACAGACAUAUCAGGUGUGACUCCAGAUGUCAUGCCACUUGCAACUGUGCUCAGAACUACCAGCGCCACCUAGUGGAGGGAAAGGAACUUUAAAAAAAAAGUUUACUUAAACCUAUAGCUACAUGAUUUAUUUUAUAAUGAAGAAGUGAAAGGAGGGUGGAGGUUUUCAGGGAAGGGGAGGGUUUGCUACUAUCUCCUACUAGACCCCAACACACACACACACACGCCAUUUGCACGUGAAUGUGUCUCCUACAGCAGUAUCCAACAAACCAGUCUCUAGUAUCACAGACCUGAGACCAAUGCCACUCCUGUGGUCACAUAUGUCUUGGUCUCAAGGCACUGGAAAUGCUAGCCAGGGUGAGUGCAUCAGGCACAAGCUGACCUAGGAGGAAAUAUGGAGCUGGAGAAUAGACCUUGUUUCCCCCAACCUUCUCCAUAGCUUACCCCGAUGAUCUGUUCAUCUCCUCAAAUAAAAACAUGAAGAGAUCUUUACAAGAGGCACGAUGCAUAUAAUGAGCCCCUUACCCCACAUUCUGCAUAUAGUUCUGGGAACGUGUUUCAUGCUGCUUCAGCACCUCCAGGUCUUCUCCUUUAUGGGUAACACGCCUCUUCCCCCAAAGCUCUCUUUUCACCUUGGAGCAGAGGAUCUGAAACAAAGUCCAUGUUCUUCCCCAUUGCUUCAGCUGGGGUCCCCUAUGGAGCCAAGAACACUAAAACCAAACAACCUCCCGCUCGCUGUAUGUGGCUUGGAUUCGCUGGCCCAUGCACAUACUCUCACACACCCACACAGCCUCCCAUCAGAACAACCUUUGAGAUUGCACAUACAGCUACCUCUCAUAGGUGAGGAAGAGCAGAUUCCCCAUUUAGGCUCUGAUCCUGUAUCACCGGGAGCUCACUCAUUAGCUUUAUUGAGUGCAAGCCCUUAAAACUGGCCCUAGACAGGUUGCCACCUAUCCUGAUUUUCCAUGGAUUCCACCUGCAGCAUGGAGAAGCUCCAGUUUGCCUUGGGCAGCCCAAUGAAUGAUCCAGCAUGAUCAUGUUAUUUAUGGGAAAGGUGAAGGAACAGUUGCAGCAGCAUGGUGUCACACUGCACUUAUCUUGCCUCAGCCUGCAGUUAGAUAUAGCUGAUAGCUCAGAAGACACAGUUCACUACUCCUACCAUGAAUAGCUGGGCAUGGUCAGAUGAGCAAGUUUCAGUAAUGUGUCAUAUUGAAGGGGCCACUUCUAAAUAGACACGUUAAAUAACUAAUCUUCUGAUCUGAACUGGCGGGGAGUUUGGAUGGUUUCCAAGAGUUGGCUGCUUUCUAGCAGAACUGUUCUGGGUGCAUUGAAAACCGAAACCAUGUGAGAAAUAAGAUCUUGGGGAUUGUUACAAAUUCAACUGCCUUUGAAAGGUUUGUACCCCAUGGCCCUGAUCUACAGCCCAUUGCAGUCAAUGAGAGUCUUUUUAUCGAUUUUAGGGUGCUUUGGUCCAAGCGCUAUAUGAGGAGACCUACACCCAGUUUUGAGUGGCAUUUGGGUGAAACUGUGUGCAAAUCACAAAUUUUCCUGGCUUCAGAAUGAACCAAGUGAAACAGUUUUGGGGGAGGAAAGAGUUCCACUUUCACUUUUCUUUCUUUUGUUUGUCAGAGCCUGGAACUCAUGGUAAAACUAGGAGUAGUAAGGGUAGAUGUGUGUCUGUGUGUGAACCCAUGUGGACUGAAACCAAAGAAAAUAUUUUCACAAGCCCCCUAAGAAGUAAGUUUCACACAAAAAUGACGAGGAGUCCUUGUGGCACCUUAGAGACUAAUAAAUUUAUUUGGGCAUAAGCUUUCGUGGGCUAUAGUUCAUUUUCAGGCUGUGAGGGGUAACUGACUUGUGAAGUGCUCAGCACAAAGGAGAUAGGCAGUCAGUCACAGGGUGUCACUAGAGCACAGAACAAUGCCAGCUCAAGCACCUGAACUUUGCCUCUUGCUAGAUCAGCUGGGAUUCUUUUAGAGGAUCCCUGUUGUUUGCACAAGGGCGUGCCUUGCCUUGCAUGCACAAGGGCAUGGACUGUAAGAGCUGAGAAAACAUUACAUUUUAUUUCGACACAGCAGUCACCAGCAUCCAUCAGGACAGAUGCUGAAACCUGUUCCCAGACUGAGUGCAGCUGGUAUCUGGCUUCCCCGUGUCUCCCUCGCAGAGAGCCACACACACAAAUAUCUUCUCAGUAGUGUUGUUCUUUGUCAGGUUGUAGAAUUUGGGGUCAUUGUGAAUUUAUUCCACUAAGUGCCUGGGCACAUAGAGGGAAAGGUGACUAUCUAUUUAUGCUGCCUUGAGUGUUGAAUGUUUCAGAUGUGGCAUUUGUUUUUUAAUCUUUGUACUGUAUGGAUCCAGAACAACACCCCAUUUUUUGGUGCUUGGUUGUUCAUGUUAGUGCAAAAGAAAAGCCCACAGCAAGGAGUUACAAAUUGUUUGGCUUAAAAAAGAGAGAGAGAAAGAACCAAGUGAUAAUGCUCAGUUAAUAAAUGUUCUGGUGUGGGAAAUGAUUCA